Messenger RNA from Monascus purpureus, 841 nucleotides. The record is from the annotation of a GenBank genome assembly. Lineage: Eukaryota; Fungi; Ascomycota; Eurotiomycetes; Eurotiales; Aspergillaceae.
CCAAUUUCUCCCAGAGGAACCUACCACUGUGCCAGUAACAGGCAUCUCAUUACAUAUCCCGCGUUGAGCACUGAACAGAACACGAAUAAGCCCUGUCGCUGUCAAAAAAGAGCAAAAAUGAAAGCCUAUUGGUACGACAACCAGCCGGGUGACCAGCGCGAAGACCAUGACUCCGGCCGUGAAGUCUCAGAAUCCUACCUGGCCUCCCUAGGCGUCCUGUAUCGACACAUCCCGACCAUCGACGAAGUCAAUGUUCUGGCCAAGGAGCGCGAUUAUAAGAACCGUGACCAGAUUGUCGUUUCGCCGCAAAGCAUGGGUAACGUGUACGAGGAGAAGGUCAAGUCGUUCUUCCACGAGCAUCUCCAUGAGGAUGAAGAGAUCCGGUACGUCGUUGACGGGGAGGGUUUCUUUGAUGUGCGUGGUAAGGAAGAUGAGUGGGUUCGUAUUAGGGUUGCGAAGGAGGAUUUGAUUAUCAUCCCUGCUGGUAUCUAUCAUCGUUUCACGACUGAUACUAAGAAUUAUAUCAAAGCUGUGCGUCUCUUCAAAGAUGAGCCCAAGUGGACACCUUUGAACCGUGGUGCUGAGGUUGAUCUUAACCCUCAUCGUAAGGAUUAUCUGAAAACCCACGGUGGUUCAGCUGUGGCUGCAAACUAAGGGGCCCCCUGCCCUUUCUUUCUCGACGUCAUGGAGCUCAUAGAAGUGAAUUAUGAUCUUUUUGGAUUUAUAGGACCACGAUACCGAUUCCCUGUUUGUUUUGCGUUUAUUUAUACGCCUUGUGAUAUGCCAUUUUUUUUUUUUGUAGAUGAAGACGUCUUCCCAAAUGAACAUCAUACGUCCAAGU